Messenger RNA from Pogonomyrmex barbatus (red harvester ant), 1340 nucleotides. RefSeq names its product MYC associated factor X (gene Max). Gene Ontology annotation, molecular function: DNA-binding transcription factor activity; protein dimerization activity. Gene Ontology annotation, cellular component: RNA polymerase II transcription regulator complex. The record is from RefSeq and is a predicted model, not a curated record. Gene Ontology annotation, biological process: positive regulation of transcription by RNA polymerase II. NCBI's taxonomy places the organism in Eukaryota, Metazoa, Arthropoda, Insecta, Hymenoptera, Formicidae.
UAGUAUAUGUUCUGUGGCGAUUUAAAGAUCUUGCUGUUUCUGUUCUUGAUGGGAUCGACGUCCGAACCCGGCUGACUUUGAAUUGCCAUCGCUAAUAUUUUGUAUUGCAGUGUGCAUUACUUUUUUUAGCUUUCAAGAUUCGUUAAAGAUGAGUGAUGAUGAUCGUGAUAUCGAUAUCGAAAGCGAUGAUGGCGACGAUUCGGAUUCCAGACUGAGGCACUCCAAUAACACGCAAUACUACUCCCAGGCAGAAAAAAGAGCACAUCACAAUGCUUUGGAACGAAAGCGACGGGACCACAUCAAAGACAGUUUUUCCAGUCUGAGGGACGUUGUACCGGCUUUGCAGGGAGAAAAGGUUGCAAGUAGGGCUCAAAUCCUAAAGAAGGCAGCGGACUAUAUCCAAUUCAUGCGACGCAAAAAUACCUCCCAUCAACAAGAUAUUGAUGACCUCAAAAAACAAAAUUCUCUUUUAGAAGCCCAAAUUCGCUCGUUAGAAAAAUCGAAUCUUGGCGGUUACGAGUCAUGUGAGGUAACCAAAUCUGAACCUGGAGGAGUGAAUACGUACAACGAUAGUGAAUCAGAAUCUUCUGAUAGCGAGACUGGUCGAGCAAUCCGACAGCCGAAGAAAUUAAAGGUAGCCGGCUUGCAUCAUUGACGAUACAUUCGUAUUUUCCCCUUUCUUGAUACUUUAUUUUCAUAUAAUCGUUUCUGAAGAUAUUUGCAAGUGAUACAAGUUGCGUGUAUGAUAUGAUCGUGCGUAGAUAAGUACUUAUUUAAGUAAACCGUUGAAGAUCAUGUUCUAGAGUAUAUUUGUAACAUAGCGGCACUCCAAAAUGAGACGAAUAUCGACGUAUUUAAGCAAGUGCGCGAAUAAAGACAAUUGCGUAUGUUAUCACGUUAUCUACGAUAUUUAUGAUUUAUAUCUAUGAUUUAUGUAUAUAAAUAUAUGUUAAGAGCAACAAUAUUGUACCAAUAUCUAUACCCGUUUUGACAGAUUUAGACUAUUGCGAACAUAUUCUUCAAUUUGCGUGCAAUUAGAUACCAAAUUAUGGCAACAAUAAUUGUCAAUAAUGUAGAGAUAUCUCGACGAUUUUAUCCUAAUCUCAAUAAUUCGAAUGUAGAUUAAAAAUUAUAAUUUGUCUGAAAAUCGUUUUCUCUCGAAAAUUGAUUGCCUACUAUCAAAAAUUUAUAAAUAUUACUAUAUAAUCCAAUAUUAAAUAAUCGUAUUUAGGGUUGAGGAAUAACACGUUACUUAUAAGGCCGUUAUCAUAGUUUUUUCUUGAAAGAUUCUUGGUACUGACUUUUUUAAUAAUUAUAAUGAUAUGUAGUAACGAUUUUUC